AUGCUCAACCUCCAAGGAAAAGUCGCCCUUGUUAUCGGCCUCGGUCAAUCAGGCACAGACGGCUGGGGCAUCGGCGCCGCCUGCGCCGUGACCUUCGCCGCCCAGGGCGCCGCCGUCUUUGGCGGUAACCGCAGCGUUUCCCACGCCGCCAAGACCAGGACCACCAUCGAGGAGGCCGGCGGCGUGUGCGACGUCGUCGCGACCAACGCCACGUCGUCUGCGUCCGUGAAAGCGCUCGUAGACGCGUGCGUGGCGAAGCACGGCCGCAUCGAUAUCCUGCUGGCUAACGUCGGCGGGUCCCAACCGGGUUGUGCCGCGAGCAUGGACGAGGCGACGUGGGAUGCGCAGGUGGAUCUGAACCUGAAGAGCGUGUACCUCGCGUGCCAUUACGUUUUGCCCAUCAUGGAGAGGCAGGAGACGGGUGGGAGUAUCGUCUGCGUUUCGAGUAUCGCGGGGAUGCGGUACAUUGGCAAGCCGCAGGUUGCGUAUAACGCGACCAAGGCGGCCGUCAUGCAGUUUGUCAAGGCGACGGCCGUGGUGUAUGCGGGCAAGGGGGUGCGGUUGAACACGGUCGUGCCGGGGUUGAUGGAGACGCCGUAUACGAAGCAGUUGGCGGAGAGGUUCCCGCCGGCGGAGGAGGGCGGGUACGAGGCGUUUAGGAAGAUAAGGGAUGAUCAGGUGCCUCAGGGGCGGAUGGGGGAUGCGUGGGAUGUUGCGCAUGCGGCGUUGUUUUUGGCGUCGGAGGAGGCGAGGUAUAUCACUGGGCAGAAGAUUGUUGUUGAUGGGGGGAUUACUUCGUCUACGGGACGCACUUAG
This is a messenger RNA of Colletotrichum orchidophilum, 816 nucleotides long. RefSeq names its product oxidoreductase ucpA. The coding region runs from base 1 to 816 and encodes 271 amino acids. NCBI's taxonomy places the organism in Eukaryota, Fungi, Ascomycota, Sordariomycetes, Glomerellales, Glomerellaceae. Gene Ontology annotation, molecular function: oxidoreductase activity, acting on the CH-OH group of donors, NAD or NADP as acceptor. The transcript has a single exon. The record is from RefSeq and is a predicted model, not a curated record.